This is a messenger RNA of Brassica oleracea var. oleracea, 1827 nucleotides long. RefSeq names its product probable methyltransferase PMT6. The coding region runs from base 65 to 1822 and encodes 585 amino acids. Lineage: Eukaryota; Viridiplantae; Streptophyta; Magnoliopsida; Brassicales; Brassicaceae. Gene Ontology annotation, molecular function: methyltransferase activity. Gene Ontology annotation, cellular component: trans-Golgi network; endosome; cytoplasm. The transcript is spliced from 7 exons. The record is from RefSeq and is a predicted model, not a curated record.
CGAAGAACAACGAACCAGUAGAGACCGAAGCAGAAAGAAAGAAAGAAAGAGCGAGAGAUAUACAAUGAGAGGUUACAACGUGUUCGGUGCAACGAGAUCGGGGAAGACGAUACUAGUGGCUCUCUUUCUAACGGUUGGAUCAUUCUACGCUGGCUCUCUCUUCGGCAACAACGAACCCAUCUACCUCUCACAAUCUGCUCUCUUCAAAUUCCAAAACAAAAUCAACCUUACUCACCGAGUCUCACCACUAGUCAUACCCGAAACUGGGAUGAAUGUGUGUCCCUUAAAGUUCAACGAGUAUCUCCCUUGUCACAACGUCACUUACGUUCACCAGCUGAGCUUGAACGUCUCUAGAAGAGAAGAACUCGAGAGACACUGCCCGCCGCUCGAGCAGCGUCUCUUCUGCUUGGUGCCUCCACCAAAAGAUUACAAGAUACCUUUAAAAUGGCCAACCAGUAGAGACUUUGUAUGGAGAAGUAAUGUGAAUCAUACACAUCUUGCUCAAGUUAACGGUGGACAAAGCUGGGUACAGGAACAUGGAGAGUUCUGGUGGUUCCCUGGUGGUGGUACGCAUUUCAAACAUGGUGCUUCAGAAUACAUACAAAGGUUGGGAGGUAUGGUGACUAAUGAAACAGGUGACUUGAGUUCAGCUGGAGUGGUACAAGUUCUUGAUGUUGGAUGUGGAGUUGCGAGCUUUGCGGCUUACCUUCUUCCUUUAGGUAUACAGACAAUGUCCUUUGCUCCUAAUGAUGCUCAUGAGAAUCAGAUUCAGUUUGCAUUGGAGAGAGGCAUCGGCGGUGCAAUGAUCUCUGCUGUUGCCACCAAACAACUGCCGUAUCCCUCAGCUUCUUUUGAGAUGGUUCAUUGUUCGAGAUGCCGUGUUGAUUGGCAUGCAAACGAUGGGAUCUUACUUAAAGAAGUUCAUAGGCUUCUUAGACCCAAUGGAUACUUUGUGUAUACGUCGCCACCAGCUUAUAGGAAUGAUAAAGAGUAUCCAAUGAUUUGGGAUAAGUUGGUUAGUCUAACUAACUCAAUGUGCUGGAAGCUUGUUUCCCGGAAGGUACAAACUGCUAUAUGGAUUAAAGAAGAGAACGUGGAGUGCCUUAAGAAAAAGGCAGAGCUAAAGGCUAUAAGCUUAUGUGAUGUGGAAGAUGCUUUGAAACCGUCCUGGCAAGUUCCUCUUAGAGAUUGUGUGCAGAUUAGUGGACAUACAGAGAAGAGACCCUCUUCUUUAGCUGAACGUCUUUCCACAUAUCCAGAAACUCUAAGAAACAUAGGCAUCAGUGAAGAUGAGUAUGCAUCAGACACAGUCUUCUGGAGAGAACAAGUUAAACAGUACUGGCGGUUUAUGAAUGUCAAUGAGAGUGAAGUGCGGAAUGUGAUGGACAUGAAUGCAUUUAUUGGUGGAUUUGCUUCGGCCAUGAACUCGUCCCCUGUUUGGGUAAUGAACGUAGUACCUGCUACCAUGAAUGAAACUUUGUCUGGAGUUUUUGAGAGGGGCUUAACUGGUGCUUUCCAUGAUUGGUGUGAGCCGUUCUCAACAUAUCCGCUGACGUAUGAUUUGUUGCACGCCAAUCAUGUCAUCUCUCAUUACCAAAGCCGUGGAGAUGGUUGUUUGGUAGAGGAUAUCAUGCUUGAGAUGGACCGGAUGAUUCGCCCUCAGGGAUUCAUCAUUAUAAGGGACGAGGAACCUAUAAUCUCAAGGAUCCGAGACUUGGCUCCUAAGUACCUCUGGGAAGUGGAGACUCAUCAGCUGGAAAACAAAUUCAAGAAGACAGAAACCGUUCUGUUUUGCAGAAAGAGAUUCUGGGCAAUCAUCUGAACAGA